Solanum lycopersicum (tomato) is the source of this 2743-nucleotide messenger RNA. Its product is annotated as disease resistance protein Roq1-like. NCBI's taxonomy places the organism in Eukaryota, Viridiplantae, Streptophyta, Magnoliopsida, Solanales, Solanaceae. Gene Ontology annotation, biological process: signal transduction. The record is from RefSeq and is a predicted model, not a curated record. Gene Ontology annotation, molecular function: protein binding.
AUUGGAACAGAUAUCCUCAUCCAAAAAUUACUCUUAUAUAUUUCUGAAGGAAUGGCUGAGAUGCAUGAUUUGAUAGAACAACUGGGUGGCACGCAAUGUUGACCAGGACAAGCCAUGGAAUCAUAUAAAAACUGUUUUUUCUGCAAAUCAGAAGACAGAAUCAAUUAAAGGCAUAAUGGUACCAAUGGGCGCAGACCAACAUAUAUGCAAGUGGAGCAAAGCUUUCCGAAACAUGCCUUGUCUUAGGUUACUCAUUGUCAAAGGGGAGGAGGUCCGGCAUCAUGACCUUAUUUGUGACCCUAUUGACUGUCUCCCCAGUAACUUGAAAUGGCUUGAUUGGUCAUACUACAGUUUUGAAUCUUUACCAGCAUAUUAUGAACCAGGAAACCUUGUUGGGCUCCGCAUGCCUUUCAGUUCUCUUGUUGAAGUUGUCAAGGAACCGAAGGCAUUUCAUAAGUUGACAGUCCUCAAUUUAAGUUUUUCUAGAAAUUUAAUCCGAACGCCCAAUUUUUCGGAGAUCCCAAACCUGCAGAGGAUUAUACUGAAAAGUUGUGCAAGUUUGGCAGAAAUUCAUCCUUCCAUUGGCCAUCUCAGAAAGGUUACCUUUUUGAAUAUGGAAAACUGCAAAAGUCUCAAUUCUUUACCAAGCAGUAUUCAAAUGGAAUCUCUUGAAAUUUUCAAUCUCUCAGGUUGUGAGAAGUUAGAAAAAUUUCCAGAAAUUCAGGGAAAUAUGGAAUUGCUAUCAGAACUCCUUUUGGCACAUACUGCAAUAUGGGAACUUCCCUCAUCAGUUGGAAAGCUCAGUGGCAUCAGCUUGCUCGAUUUGCACUCAUGUAAAAACCUUGCAAGACUCCCAGCCAGUGUCUCUGAGAUGAGAAAGCUGAAAAUUUUGACUGUGAAAGGCUGCUCAAGACUUGCAAAGUUUCCUGAAAAUCUAGGUGAUCUAAACCAGAUGGAGGAGCUCUAUGCUGGUAACACUGCCAUUUGGAAACUACCAGAUUGUUAGAAACUUAAGCAAACUUAAAGUUCUAUCAUUAAGAAGAAGCCGGAAAGUAAAGCGUCAAACUGGUGACAGUUUGAUGUUACCCUCUUCCUGGGAGUUUCAUUGUUUGAGGAAAUUGAAAAGCUUAGAUCUCAGUGGAUGCAAUUUAUCUGAUAACCAAACUGCUGCUCUUAUGAACUUGCCUUCUUUGCUGGAAUUGAAUCUGAGAAGAAACAAGUUUAUUUCAUUACCUGAUAUCAUCAGUCGACUUUCUCAGCUUCGAUAUCUCAACAUAAAACAGUGUCAGGAACUUAAGGAACUUCCCAAACUUCCACCAAGUAUAGAGGAAUUAUAUGCAGAAGAUUUUUUGGCCAAGCAAAGUAUCGCAAAGCUACAAAUGUACCCGAGGUUGAAUUUGGUAUCAUUCACUAAUUAUAGUUUUGUUCAACAAUCUUAUACAAAGGAGAGCAAUGGUAGCUCAGUUUUGGAUGAGAUUCUUGGUUCGUUUCUUUCACACGACAUGGAUAAUGUGGUCCAGUCCUCUCUCAACUGCGAUUACAGGGUGACUUGUUCCAUCGUCUUUCCUGAAUGUGCAAUUCCCACCUGGUUUAAGCACCAGAGUGUUGGGGAAAAGAUGUUGCUCGAACUUCCUAUUAAUUGGUAUAAUGAUAAGUUCAAGGGCUUUGCUAUAUGCUGUGCUACUCACAUGGGAGCAGGUGUGUUGAAUCCUGAUUCAGGGCUAUCCAAGAAGUAUGAUUAUGCUUUCGUCAAAGCUAAAUUGAUAUGCAAAGAUGAUUUAGAAGUGCUAGAGAAAGAAUGUAAAGUGGGAACAGCAUCUAGAACAUACGGCUCGUGUGUUUGCUUUGUCUACAUACCAUUGUAUGCUUCGCUGCAGGUGUCCGGCACAGAUUUUGGAAAAAUUAACCAGUAUAGCCUAUUUGAGGCAUCUCUCCAUGGGCGCAUUGUGAGACAGUGGGGAGUUCAUUUGAUCUAUGAGGAUGAAAGAACACUUUUUGCAAAAAAAAUACGGAAGUCUUGAUCUCACACCACUUAAGCGGAAGAGAGGCUAAAUUAGCUCUAUAUGUUGGGAUAUAUCAAGGGGAUUACCAAGAAGACGAAUUUAAGGAUGGUCGGAGCAACAGUUGAUGAUUGCACAAGCAGUGCUGCAUCUAGACAGAUUUGAGACCAGGGGAAGAGAGCACUUCUCUGUUAGUCAUUGGUCUGACUAAUUUGGAUAGAGUUACCAAAAGGGGUAAAGCGUUUUCUCCAAAAGUUUCUCUUGUAUUCACAAGUCUCCGACCCAAGAUAUCUGGAAAGGCCUACCAUAUGAGGAUGUUUGAAAGAUGAUGAACUCUCCUCCUCUGUCACCAUUACCACCACCUCCUCCUCUAUCGUCACCACCAUCACUUGCGCGGACUCUUUCUCCAUCUUCUUCGCUUCACUUUCUAUCAAAAAGUUAAAAAGUGUUCUUUAAUCAGCUCCUUCAGACUACAUUUUAGUGUCUAUAACUUGUUGCAUCAUAUAUUCAAACAUAGAUUUCUCUAUAUUGUCUCAACACUAUCCACAAACAUCAUUAAGUGCUCAAUUGUCAAUUUUGAUGGGGGCAGUCAUUACUAAUUCCCUAGUGAAGAAAUAUGCAUAAUAAGGUAUUUGAUUCAACCAUCAAUAGUUUACUAGUGUUCACACACAUUUGACAGUCUUAUCACAUUUCUUUUUUAUAAAAAAAAUUAUACACAGUAUGGGCAAUUUUUGAGGCCUUAA